Messenger RNA from Phoenix dactylifera (date palm), 1852 nucleotides. Lineage: Eukaryota; Viridiplantae; Streptophyta; Magnoliopsida; Arecales; Arecaceae. The record is from RefSeq and is a predicted model, not a curated record.
AAAGGCUCCGAUAUAAUGUCAUUUAUUAAAACAUUUCAGGUGCUGCUUGUAGAUCAGUCUGAUCGAUUUGUUUUUAAGCCAUUGCUGUAUGAACUACUAUCUGGAGAAGUAGAUGACUGGGAAAUAGCACCGUCCUUUACAGACUUACUGAGGAACACCAGUGUGCAAUUUGUCAAGGACAGGGUCAAGCUUUUACGCCCUUUGGACCACUUAAAUCGUAUAGAAAUGAGGGAGCCUGGAAGGUCACGCUCUGGAGGAUUGGUUCAACUUGAGAGUGGGAUAAUCAUUGAAUAUGACUGGCUGGUUCUAGCUUUAGGAGCUGAAGCAAAACUUGAUGUUGUCCCAGGAUCUGCUGAAUAUGCCUUUCCUUUCUCGACCUUGGAGGAUGCUCGUAAAGUCAACAGCAAGUUAAGAAUGUUGGAACGAGAGAGGUUUGGUAAGGAUUCCCCUCCCAUACGUGUGGCUAUUGUCGGUUGUGGCUACUCUGGUGUUGAGUUAGCUGCUACCAUUUCUGAAAGACUCGAACAUAGAGGGAUAAUUCAAGCAAUCAGUGUUGAAACUGCUAUUUGUCCGAAUGCUCCACCUGGAAAUAGAGAAGCUGCAUUCAGAGUUCUUCAAUCUCGGAAGACUCAGCUUUUCUUGGGAUAUUUUGUGAGCUGCAUAAAAGAGGUUUCUGCUUCUGAAAAUUCAGUUGUGAUGACGAGAAUUGGAGAAGAAAUAAGUACUGAUGCAAAGAAUCACCAAAAUAAAUUCAUCUUGGAACUUCAACCUGCCCAAAGAGGCCUGGAAAGUCAGAUUUUGGAAGCAGAUAUAGUGUUAUGGACAGUGGGAUCUAAGCCUUUAAUUCCUCAUCUGGAUCCAUUUGAUCAGUCCAACAUAUUUUCUUUGAAUGCUAGAGGGCAAGCAGAAACAGAUGAAACUCUCCGCGUAAGGGGUCAUCCUCGAAUAUUUGCCAUUGGUGACUCAGCAGCUUUAAGGGAUUCCUCCGGCAAGCUUCUGCCUGCCACCGCACAAGUUGCUUUUCAGCAGGCAGAUUUCGCUGGUUGGAAUCUUUGGGCAGCAAUCAAUGACAGGCCUCUAUUACCAUUCAGGUUUCAAAAUCUGGGAGAGAUGAUGACUCUUGGGAGGAAUGAUGCUGCAAUCUCACCAAGUUUCAUUGAGGGUCUCACGUUGGAGGGUCCCGUUGGGCAUGCUGGAAGGAAGAUAGCAUACCUCCUGAGACUGCCUACAGAUGAACACCGAGUAAAAGUCGGGAUAAGUUGGCUUACAAAAUCUGUUGUGGAUUCUGUUACCUCAUUGCAGAGUACUAUGACCAAAGUAAUAUCGGGCUCAUAAAUCCAUAAUGUAUCCAGAAAGUUGAGACUGUACAUUCAUCUAACCUUGACAGAUCCAUAAAUUGAUAUUUUGUUCGACUCAUUAUUUUUCUCUCUGCUAAUAUAGCGAUCCUAGGAUGAAUCAGAAGCUUUUUGCUGCAGUUCUCAUUGUGCCAAGCAAGUUGAUGAUUCGAGGCAUGGAAUAAUAUUUUUUUCUAGUAGUAUCAGCAUCUGUGGUUCAAUAACCACAUGAAGGGAACAAUCAUACUACUAUAGCUUCUAAAACAUAUGAAACAAUAAAUCAUACUUCAUGAUGCAUCUUCAUACGUCGGACCAGAGCUAUUUGCAAGUGCGCUGUUCUCGUCAUGAUCAUUUCAUGGUUUAGGUUUUCUUUGAAUUUUUCUUACCAACAUGGAAGACUCUAGAGUUCUUCCCGUUGGUUUUGGUGAUUUCCUUGCCAUGCUUGCAACUUUGGCAUUUACUUGCAUAUGUUACUGUAAAUUUAAUGUCAUUUUUAUAAAAUUUUCCUGUUUCUUGCA